AUGACCUACGCUCGAUUAAGCAGCAACGAUUUCCCACAGCAGAAGCUCGCAGCACAGCGCAUUCAAGCGCAAACUUUCGAUACUCUCAGUAACAGCAAAUGGAGAAACAGUUUCCAUCACCUUCUUACAGCUCUGUGCCUGAACACAUUGUGCUACAGUCCUCAUCAAAGACACCUGAGUCGUCUAGAUCAUCUUCACUACCUAGAGCAUCGACAAUGUCUCCGAAAUUCUUCAUUAGAUAAACUACAGCGCGCCAUUUCUCUUACACAGAGAACCAGUAAUGUGCUCUAUCCGCAGGCGAAAACAAUGACUCAUAACGUACGAAAUACCGCAAAAACAAAGCGCAUUUUCACGUCAUCUAUCCGUGCAACUAAUAGACAACAGUAUAAACAUCGUAUAUCGACAGUCAGAGGUCGAUUCACACUUAACGGAACGUCACCGUCACGUCCGUCACGUCAAAACAUUCCUCCCUGUGUUUCUAAUGGCUGUGUUCACACUCGACGUCAGCGUCCCGGAACGUCUCCGUCACGUCAACGUCACGCAUUCUUUCGAAGAAUGUUUCCCGUCAUGACGAUAAUGGAGUUCGACGAGUAUUUGAUUGAAUUAGUUCGUUCUCAUUCAGAACUAUAUAAUAUGACUGAUAGGAGAUAUAGUGAUUCCGUUUGGAAAGAAACACUGUGGAAGGAAAUUGGAGAAGAAGUGGGGCGUCCAGGCCCUGAAUGCAAGCGACGAUGGGUGUCACUGAGAGACCAAUUUAGAAAAUGUGUUGUUAAAAAAACAAAGAGCGGACAAGCUGCCAUACCCAAGAAGCCAUGGAAGUAUGAGGAGAUUAUGGCUUUCCUGCGCCCAUACAUGCUGGAGCGGGAAACAGUUUCUAACAUAACUGUUGAUAUUUGUUCAGAGGAUGAAUCAAACAGUGAGGUGUCAUCACCUAUUCCGGACAUUGAAAAUAACAGUGAUUUGAGGUCAGAGACAAGCAGGCCUGUCAUGCAAAAGCGUAGUCAAAGUGGCAAUAAGAGGAGAACUACAGACUCUGCAUCUGCUUCUCUGAUGAAUUAUAUUUUAGCGACACAGCCAAAGGAAGAUCACAUUGACAGUUUUCUUUCAGGGAUAUGUGCCAGUAUAAAAAGAUUGUCCCCAUUGCGGCAAAUACAAGCUAAAGACGAAAUUUACAGAAUAGUGUCUGAUCUAGAAAGGGAUCAAGUGUGUGAAAAUAUUAAUAGUGAUAAAUCGUGAACAGUGCUGUUUGUUACAGUUUGGAAGCACUUCUAUGUGUAAGUUGAUUAAAUAAAAAGUCUCUUCACAGUGUA
Molecule: messenger RNA, 1310 nt
Organism: Schistocerca americana (American grasshopper)
Lineage: Eukaryota; Metazoa; Arthropoda; Insecta; Orthoptera; Acrididae
Exons: 4
Coding region: 1-1236 (411 amino acids)
Biological process (GO): regulation of transcription by RNA polymerase II
Cellular component (GO): transcription regulator complex; nucleus
Molecular function (GO): DNA binding
Source: RefSeq, a predicted model, not a curated record